GAUACAAAGCAACAAGUUAAACUCGCAAAAGUUACAAAAGUGCUUGGCCGCACAGGCUCUCGCGGUGGUGUAACUCAGGUUCGAGUUGAAUUUAUGGACGAUUCAACACGCUCAAUCAUCCGUAACGUUAAAGGACCUGUUCGUGAAAACGAUAUCCUAUGUCUCUUAGAAUCUGAACGUGAGGCGAGACGUCUUCGUUAA
This is a messenger RNA of Dentiscutata erythropus, 201 nucleotides long. Lineage: Eukaryota; Fungi; Glomeromycota; Glomeromycetes; Diversisporales; Gigasporaceae. The record is from the annotation of a GenBank genome assembly.